CAAACCACGCUUUUCCCCACAUCAACCGCGAACGAAAAAUUUUAACAUCGCCGAUGAAGAAGAGUUUCAAGCCAGGCUUGGCGCACAAUGGGACCUUGACUUUCCUCCAGAUCCAGUGAUAAUGCUGGACGGAAUGGAUAUUACUACAGCGAAACUGUUCCACCGAGUUCGUCAACUGUCAGCCCUUGCGACUAGCAUCGCUGGGUCCAAGGUUGAUCAAGAAGUCCAAAUACGGUACACUCGAGCUAUCCAGCUCCUUGAGCGCCAAGUUAACGCCUCGAUUUGGUCCCUGAACUUGAAUAACAUCCGCCAACACGGUUCUGCAACUCAGCCCAAGCAACCAAUAGCGGUCAGAACAUGCACCCGGACUUGGCAUUGUACGACUCUAAUAUUCAUAUACAUGGUGCUCCGGAAGACCCCUCCAAGUUCACAGACCGUGGAGAAGUUAGUAAGGAGGGCCAAAUUCUCCUUGCAGAUCCUGACACCCGAUGAACUAUGGGUUCACUUCCCGCCCCUGUUUUUGCUUUGGGUUCUCGUAAUGGCAGGUAUAGCUUCUUCGAGACAUACAGACCGACUGUGGUUGCUGCAAACCCUCAAGCGGCUCCGGCAUAAGCUAGCUUUGGACUCCUGGGAGGCUGCAAAGGCCAUUCUGAUCCAAUUCGCUUGGGUUGACCAUCUUUGUGCGAGACCAGCUAUUCUCGUUUGGAAAGAAUUGGAUACCGUUGAGCUGUAGGCUUGGAGCCCAAGCGGCGCUUCCCCCCUUUUCUCGUUCGCGUGCCAAGUGACCGAUAGGUGCUGAGUUUGUGUCGAAAGUUUCAAGUAGAGGGCCUUUGAUGUCUUUAUAUCAAGUACACAAUUAUUCCACCAACAGUUUCCAUAGAAUCAGCUUCCACUAGGGACCUCGUUUACGCCCCUGUUUCUCAUUCACCAGGUUGGCUAGGAUUGACUGCUUCCCGGCAUAUACCUCAGUCCCCGAUGUAUCCCGAUUCGCUCAACUGCAACCUGAUUUAUCUCCAAGAUACCCAAAAUUGUUAUCCAGACA
Hyaloscypha bicolor E is the source of this 1042-nucleotide messenger RNA. RefSeq lists its product as uncharacterized. The transcript has a single exon. The record is from RefSeq and is a predicted model, not a curated record. Lineage: Eukaryota; Fungi; Ascomycota; Leotiomycetes; Helotiales; Hyaloscyphaceae. Bases 122 to 733 code for a protein of 203 amino acids.